Oncorhynchus masou masou (cherry salmon) is the source of this 6797-nucleotide messenger RNA. RefSeq names its product solute carrier family 4 member 3 (gene slc4a3). Bases 104 to 3679 code for a protein of 1191 amino acids. The record is from RefSeq and is a predicted model, not a curated record. Gene Ontology annotation, cellular component: plasma membrane. Gene Ontology annotation, molecular function: monoatomic anion transmembrane transporter activity; solute:inorganic anion antiporter activity. Gene Ontology annotation, biological process: transmembrane transport; monoatomic anion transport; bicarbonate transport. Lineage: Eukaryota; Metazoa; Chordata; Actinopteri; Salmoniformes; Salmonidae. The transcript is spliced from 22 exons.
AGGUUCCACAGAGGAGCAGGAAGAGGAGGACUGGGAGAAGGCAUUAUCAGUGGAGAGGUUCGGGGACAUCAUCACUGAGUCCGUGUUCAGCAGUGGAGAAAAAAUGGGCCGCAACUACAACGAAAAGGAUUUUGAGUAUCAUCGGCACACCUUUCACCACACUCACCACCCCCUGUCCACCCACCUGCCCCCGCCCCAGCGCCUACGCAAGCGGGUGCUCAGCAUGGACAGCGACCGCCGGCGCAAGAAGAAACGAAAGAAAAAAAAGACCUCCAUGCCGCCCUCGGAGGUCACGCCCACCAUCCAUGAGGUAGAUGAGGAGGAGGAGGCGGAGUCUGAGACAGAGGGGCGGGACCAAGAGGCCACGCCCACUGAGCAGCCUGACAACCAACCACAGUUUAGCUUGGGGAGUGAGGAGGAUUUGCAACCGGCUCUCCCCUUCACUUCCUUCCACAUGGAGAGCGAACAACAUCUGCCGCCAGAGAAGGCCACACUGGCCAUGGCAGAGGAGGUGGUGGUGGAGGAGGAGGAGGAGGAGGAACAGCAACAGGAGGUUCGGGAUCAACCGGAGGAUGAGGAAGGUGAUGAAGAGUCCAACAACAGGUGCCCCCCCUCUGUGGACCCCCCUAGUGUGACCACCUGCGGCUGGUUCAGGAGGAGUCCCCUCCACCCUGCACCGAGGACCAGUUACGACCUGCGGGAGCGCAUCUGCAUCGGCAGUAUGACGACCAUGGAAACAGCCGUGUACCAGAAAGUGCCCACUGACGACGCUGAGGCUGAGAUGCUGGCUAGCGCUGAUCUGGACGACAUGAAAAGUCACCGAUUCGAGGACAACCCUGGAGUGAGGCGUCACCUGGUGAAGAAGUCAUCUCGAUGCCAGCUCCUCCAGACCAACAACAGCUCUUCUCAACUGUCCAGCGUGAAGAAGAAGAGGACGGCUGACAAGAAGACCCAUGAGGUGUUUGUGGAACUCAAUGAGCUGAUAGUGGAUAAGAACCAGGAAAUGCGCUGGAAGGAGACGGCCCGUUGGAUCAAGUUUGAGGAGGACGUGGAAGAGGAGACAGACCGCUGGGGAAAACCCCACGUGGCUUCGCUUUCCUUCCGUAGUCUGCUGGAGCUCCGCAGGACCAUCACACAUGGUGCCGUCCUUUUGGACCUGGAGCAGACCACCUUGCCUGGUAUUGCUCACCUGGUGGUGGAGACCAUGAUCAUCUCAGACCAGAUCAGAGCGGAGGACCGGGCCAACGUGCUCCGUGCCCUGCUGCUCAAACACCACCACCCCAACGACGAAAAGGAGGGCCUCUGCCAUCGCAACCACUCUAGUAACAGCCUUCAAGGCAGCUUCCACCGCAACCACAACCACGUUCCCAACACUGCGUUGCCCCUUGUGGCCGAAGACCAUGCAGCGGUCCACCACCACUACCACGACAACAAAGCACCAGACCAUGACAAAGAGAAAUCACAUCACCCCCCCCUGCCGACGGCUCACGACCAUCAGGUUACCAAACACACAAAACUCUUAGCCAAAAUUCCCAAGGACGCCGAAGCAACCGUGGUCUUAGUAGGGUGUGUGGAGUUCUUGGAGCAGCCGGCCAUGGCCUUCGUCAGGCUGAGUGAGGCGGUGCUGCUGGAGUCGGUCCUGGAGGUGCCGGUGCCAGUCCGUUUCCUUUUUGCCCUGCUCGGCCCCGCUCAGUCCAACAUGGACUAUCACGAGAUCGGACGCUCCUUCUCCACCCUGAUGUCUGACAAGAACUUCCACGAGGUGGCUUAUUUCGCGGAUGACCGGCAGGACCUGCUGAACGGCAUCAAUGAGUUCCUGGACUGCAGCAUCGUUAUCCCCCCGUCGGACGUGGAGGGCAAGGACCUGCUAAAGACGGUAGCCUCCUUCCAGAAGCAGAUGCUGCGCAAGAGGAAGGAGAGAGAGAACAUUAAGAAGGGCAUGACCCAUGCCACCCCCGGGACAGACCAGGAGGUCAAAGAGGUGAGCCAGGACGAGCAGGAAGAGGAGGACCAGGAGGUGGACCCCAUGAAGCGGUCAGGCAUCCCAUUCGGGGGCCUCAUCCAUGACAUCAGGCGACGCUACCCACGCUACGCCAGUGACAUCAAGGACGCCUUGGACUCACAGUGCAUUGCCGCCAUCAUCUUCAUCUACUUCGCAGCCCUCUCGCCCACCAUCACCUUCGGAGGACUGUUGGGAGAGAAAACAGAGGGCAUGAUGGGAGUCUCUGAGCUUAUCAUCUCCACGGCGACCCUGGGGGUGCUGUUCUCACUGUUGGCCGGACAGCCCCUGCUCAUCAUCGGAUUCUCAGGACCACUGCUGGUGUUUGAGGAGGCCUUCUACAAGUUCUGCCAGGCCCAGGGCUUUGAGUACCUGACUGGCCGGGUGUGGAUUGGCUUCUGGCUCGUCUUCAUAGUGCUGUUGAUAGUAGCGGCCGAGGGCAGCUUCUUGGUCAAAUACAUCUCACCCUUCACCCAGGAGAUCUUCGCCUUCCUCAUCUCACUCAUCUUCAUCUAUGAGACCUUCUCAAAGCUCAUCAAGGUAUUCCAGGAGCAUCCUUUGAUGAGAAGCUACCCGCCUGCUCUCAGCCUGCCCGGUAUGGACUUCAUCAACCCCACAGACCCCGGGGGCCCGGUCCUAAACCAACCCAACACAGCCUUGCUGUCUCUCGUCCUUAUGCUUGGCACCUUCUUUGUGGCCUUCUUCCUCAGGAAAUUGCGCAAUAGUCGCUUCCUGGGCGGGAAGGCCAGAAGAGUCAUUGGAGACUUUGGCAUCCCCAUCUCCAUCCUCUUCUCUGUACUGUUGAGUUACUCCAUCCCCGAUACGUACACCCAGAAGCUGAAUGUACCAUCUGGUUUCUCGGUCACGUCUCCUGACAAGCGGGGCUGGUUGAUCAGUCCAUUCGGUGACAAGAAGCCCUUUCCCUUGUGGAUGAUGGGGGCUUCGGUGGUGCCCGCCCUCCUUGUCUUCAUCCUCAUCUUCAUGGAGACACAGAUCACCUCACUAAUCGUCAGCAAGAAGGAGCGUCGCCUGGUCAAGGGAUCGGGCUUCCACCUGGACCUGCUGCUCAUUGUCACACUGGGCGCCAUGUGCCCUCUGUUAGGCCUGCCCUGGCUCACAGCCGCCACUGUGCGCUCUGUCACGCAUGUCAACGCCCUUACUGUCAUGAGCAAGGCCACAGCGCCUGGCGAGAAGCCUAUGAUCCAGGAGGUGAAGGAGCAGCGGGUGACGGGCCUGGUAGUUGCCGUGCUCGUGGGCAUGUCUAUCGUGAUGACGGACGUGCUCCGUAACAUCCCACUGGCCGUGCUGUUCGGGAUCUUCCUCUACAUGGGCGUCACAUCGAUCACCGGCAUCCAACUCUACGAGCGUAUCACACUCAUGUUCACGCCCGCCAAGCACCAUCCCGACCACAUAUACGUGACCAAGGUGAAGACGUGGCGUAUGAACAUGUUCACCAUCAUCCAGCUGGCCUGCAUUGUGCUACUGUGGGUGGUCAAGUCGACCGUGGCCUCGCUCGCCUUCCCCUUCAUCCUCAUCAUGACCGUGCCGCUCCGCCGACUCAUCCUCUCCCGGGUCUUUGAGGAGCGUGAGCUUCAGGCGCUCGACGGGGAAAAUGAGGACUCCCCCAACUUUGACGAGGAUGGUCGGGACGAGUAUAAUGAGAUUCACAUGCUUGUGUAGACACGUCACACGGGUAGGCCCAAUCGGCUCUCUCCAUCUUCCAAGGCUCUCUCCAUCUUCCAAUCACGAGCAUGUUUCUUAUUACGUCUGCGAGCUGUGUCUUGAAAACACUCAGAUGACGUUUUUCCUCUCAAAAGAGGUCAGUAGCUCUGCUGCCCUACUGUUGCUGAGCGUGUCAGGAAUCCUCAAGUGGGUGACAUGGACAUUGCACCUUUUAAACACAGACCAAUAAUUCAUAAACACUCGUCCCCACUCAAACCCUGGACACGGGUUCUUCCUCUUGCUUUUAACGGUCAAGCUCUCUACAGGUUCCGGGCGUAAGUGCAAUGACAACAACCCCAAGUACUCCAGUAGGUUGGUUUUCCCUCCCAGGGUUGGGAGUCCCAUUUAUUUGGGACACCGGUGGAAUGAACACUGGUUGUAUGACAGCCACACUGGUUUCACUGGGAGCCAAUACUCCACUGCCCUCCUCAGCACAACUGCCUUUUUACCCUUCUUCUUACUGUAGCCAUUAUCAGUGGAAUUCAAUGACGACGUUAACCAAACAGGAAGUUCGGCAUUAUUUUCACUGUGUGCCCUCCCUUUAGUUGUGUGCUCCUCACAGGAUACGUUCCCUUUUGACCUUUGUGAUUCACCUGCACCGACACACCAGUUCGUUCCCUGGUCCAAUAACAGGAGAAGAUACAUUCGUUGAUCCCCUCUCAAUGCAGUUCUCCCUGACACGUAGAUACAGUACAUGAGGAUUACGUGUGUUUUGGAGAGAUGUUACUUUAUAAGGUAUAUUCUGCCCAACAGGCCAAUCCAAUGAUUGUGGAUGCAUACAAGUAAACACAUUGAGAUCUGCUGACCUUGAACAUGUUUAAAUUUUUCUUUUGUAUUUUUGUGACCUUACCGAAUUAAAUGUUAGCCUACCUAUUUACUUUAGUUUGUUGUUAGUUGCCAAAAUUAUAUGAAGCGAUAUUGACAUAUGGGAUGCAUUCUAAAUGCCUGUUAGUUGGAGGAAUUUGCAAUUAUUAACAUUAUUCAAAACCUUUGUCAAAGUCACUGGAAUUAUACCACAGGUAUCAAAAUCACUGUGUAGCACCACUGUCAUUGUGUACUUCCAUGUUCUGUAGGCAACUGUUGGAUGUGUUUAACAUGUACAGUGAUUGGAAUGGACUCUUUUCCCCAAGGUUCAAGUUUCUACCCCACACAGAAUGUUUGUCUGUUUAAAAUGGACUAUGUUAUCAUGAACAGUGCUGCAGAACCAUAGGUUUAAAUUGAUACACGUGAAGUGGAGACCAUGUUUCAAAUAUUGAAGCAUCUGCUGAAUUUGACGAAAUUAUGUAAUGUAUAAUAUGAUACUGCUGUUUUUUUUUUUUUAAAUAGACCCCACUAGAGAAGUGUAACAUCACAUGUCUUAUUGACUCUUGUUGUACAAACACUACACUCUUAGAAAAAAAGGUUCUAAAAAGGUUAUUUGCGGAGGGAUAGGGUUCUACCAAGAACCGUUUUGAUCUGAAGAUCCCUUUUUGGAAGACAAGGGUUCUUUGUAAGGGAAAGGAUUCUACCUAGAACCUUUAACAUUCUAAGAACCGUUUUUGGAGGAAACAGUUCUUUGAUAAUUCUUUAGAUGGCAAUAAGGAUUCUUUGGAAGGCAAGAAGGGUACUUUAGAAGGCAAGGGUUCUUCACAGAACCAUAUAUCAUACAGUAUUUCCCAGCAUGCUCUAGGUAGAACCAUAUACAGGGAGUUCUAUAACGAACACUAUAUAAAAGAUUCAAGAUAGAACCCUCUGCAAAGGGUUCCCCCUAUGGGGACAAUCCGAAGAACCCUACAAGGUACUACUAUUUAGCAGCUUUUUUCCCUAAGAGUGUAGAUACAGGGAUUGCAAUGGCAUGUUGUGUAUGGACAACCUACUUAGCCCCUACCGUGUGCGACGUAUUGAAUGUACAGGCCUAUAUAGUACGUUUCCAGGGAUGAUGUUUUGAUAGUCUUGACUUUGUCUGCACUGUCUCUUCCGCUGCUCUGUUAAACUGGAGGUAUGCUAGCGUCAACUUGGCUUCUGAAGGAAGGACUUAAGUCAAUAGAAUCUCAGACCAAAGUGGCCGUGCUUUACUCUGGGCUUGGAGUAAUAGACAGCUACUGGCAUUGUAUUUGGCAUGUCAAAGGCAAAAGGUAUCACAGUUACCAUGGCGUCAGACAUGAACAUGGGAAGAGGGCAAGGGGAGAAAGCUUCCACCUCACUUGAUGUGAAGGAAAAACGGGGAAAGGUCAUUGUUGUUUGAGAACACGGGCUUGCUGGUGUGUUGAGGGCUACCAGAGAUCCCCGUGGCCCUGUGGUGGAUAUGCCUACACUCAGUAUAACAAUCACUCAGUCACUGGGAAAAAAAUUAAGAUUUGGAAGAGUGGUUAUUAUUCAAGAUAAUAAAAAGGUAUAGUGUAUCCACUUUCUUCUGUUCUGUCUGGAUUCCUCAAGAUUUGGAGCAGGGACAUGAAAAGAAAAUAGUUCUAGGCCCAUGAAAAAGGCCUGGCAUGUUAGAUGUUGGGAAUCCACAAUGUUUCGUCGCCUGAUACCUCCAUGCUAGCACAGGCCAGACCACCCACCCAAAAUCUAGGAAUAUAGCGUUAUUUUUUUAGCCGCUGCUACUUACCCGUCUCUCACUUGAAGUCUCUGGGACCUUUUUUUUCUUCAUUUGAUUGGAUGACUAGGACAUUUGUGAAGGCGUUAAGAAGUACUAUAGACAAUCAGAAAUGUAUGCAAUUAGAUUACCUGUAUACCUUUUAUGUAUCUACCUUCAUAAGAUAUUACUGCUAACCCUGUGGCAACAUCCUAUUGUAUGUCCAGUUUUUUUAUUUUUUAUUAAUGGGUCAUUCCCAACUUGUCCUACAAGUUUGCAUCAUGUAAUGAAUAUAAAGUUAUAAAGGUGAAGGUCCCAUUUAAAGGGAUAGUUCAAGAUUUUGACAAUGAAGCUAUGAGCUAGUUACCUCAAUGCUAACUAGCAUUAACACAAUGACUGGAAGUCUACUGGAACAGUUAGCAUUAGCACCAGUUAUUGUGCUAAUGCUAGUUAGCUUUGACUCGCAAAACUACCUUCCUGCAUACUGUACGCAGAGACAUAAAACUGGUAUCCACUAGU